AUGAGCUUCAUCGCGCCACUCUGGAGAACCCCUCUGAGGUCACGAGGCAGCAUUGCCGCAGCAGCUUGGCCACUCCGCUCACGUCUCAGCCUCUCACGCCAUGCGGUAAGGCACAUUGCCGUGCCUUCUCGUGAGGCUCCUGGGGAUGUCGGCGUCCGGGACCUUCGCAACAUCGGCAUCAUUGCCCAUGUCGAUGCCGGAAAGACAACGACGACGGAGCAGAUGCUCUACAACAGCGGGGCAACAAGGCACGCUGGAAAUGUGGACCACGGAGACACAGUCACAGACUUCUUGCCUAUGGAGAGGCAGCGAGGCAUUACUAUCCAGUCGGCUGCCAUCACUUUCCCGUGGCCGCCCCAGGAGAGACUCGGUCCAGGCGAGAGGUCAAAUGUCAUCAACCUCAUCGACACGCCUGGCCACGUCGACUUUCGCUUCGAGGUUGAGCGGUGUAUGCCCGUGCUCGACGGCGCUGUAUGUGUCAUUGAUGGCGUCGAGGGAGUCGAGGCUCAUACUGAGCGUGUAUGGGCAUCUGCCAACGAGUUCAAGGUUCCUCGGAUAAUAUUUGUCAACAAGCUCGACCGGGAGGGUGCCUCGUUCAAAAAGUCCAUCCAGGACAUUGGCGUGAAGCUCAAUGGCAUGCCUUUGGUGUGCCAGAUUCCUUGGUGGAGCCAGGACACAGUCAAGGGUAUCGUGGAUGUCAUCGAGGGCACAGUCGUCAGCUGGGCCGGCACCAAGGACAAACCCGAAGAUCUCAGCGUGCACAAGGUCGAAGGCACGCUCAAGGACGAGUGCGAUACUGCACGAGAGAAGCUUGUUGAGCUGCUAUGCGAGAAGGACGACGACUUGCUCGAGAAAUGGACAGAGAUGGGCAAGGACCUGCCGAGCGCAGACAUCAAGAACAGCAUACGCCGGAUAAUCAACGAUGGGCACGGCUCCUUGAUCCCCGUGUUUGCGGGGUCAAGUCUGAAGAAUAUUGGAGUUGCGUCUCUCCUGAAUGCCGUCAACGAGUACUUGCCCAGCCCGCAAGAUCGGCCUGAGCUCGAGGUCCGGAUAGGCAAGGAGCAGCAAUCACUGACCAAGGCACUUUCAUCAACAACUUCGAACAAGAAAAAUGCACCCAAGGUCGAAGCGCUGGCGUCGGUGUUCAAGGUCGUCAAUGACCCGGUCCGUGGGAUGUUGACCUUCGUCAGAGUAUACUACGGCAACCUGCGGAAGAACAUGUCCAUGUGGAAUACCAACCUCCAAGAGUUCGAGCGACCGCUGAACAUGCUGCAGAUUGCGGGUGGCAAGACGAUAGAGAUACCUCACAUCAGCACGGGGUCCAUUGGCGCCAUCACAGGCCUUAAGGCUGCUCGAACCGGUGACACACUGUUGACUUUCAGCACGCCGAAGGCGCCAGCUUCGCUCGUGUCGACAAUACAAGUCCGCCCACCGGAUAUCCCACCUGCUGUGGCUUUCAUGUUUGUAGAAGCCUACACGCCAACAGGCGCCAGAGCUUUGGAAACUGCCCUGCAGAAUGCAUCUCGUGAAGAUCCGAGCUUGCGAUGGUCACUUGACGAAAAGACGGAGCAGUACACACUGUCCGGGAUGGGCACGUUGCAUCUCGAAGUCGCCAGAGACCGGUUAGAAAAUCACUAUAAAGUAGAGGCAAUCUGGGGCAAGAUCGCCGUCGACUACAAAGAGUGCCUGUCCCAAGCAACGCCUCCCACGGCCGCAGCCUUCGACAAGGUCGUUGCCGGCAAGGCGGGCAAAGCAGGUUGUACAGUCGUUGUCGAACCGUUUACGGACGAGGAUCGCGAGGCCCUUGCCGGUUCAUUCAUCGAACGAGACGGCAAUAUUAUCAAGAUAGACAUCAUAGACAGCCAGGACAGCGGCACCAGUACCAGUGAAGACUUUGACGCCCAUGGGAUCCGGCAACAACUCACCAAUGGUGCCAUUGCAGCAUUGACCCGUGGGCCCCGACGCAGCUCGCCAAUGCACCAGUGUCUGGUGACCGUGACCUUCGACACCAGCACGGACUACUUUGGCCCAGCACCGGGCCACACUGCCAGUGCAGCCAGCAAGGCUGUCCGCCUGGCCCUCAAAGACGCGCACGACAAGGGACACAUUGGCAUCAUGGAGCCCGUGAUGAAGACGACCAUCUCGUGCCCGGACGCCGCGGCGGAGGCGGUCCAGCACGACCUCCACUCCGCGCGGGGCGGCCAUGUUCUCGAGGUCCGCGACCUGGCCGACGACUCUAUGCGCGAAGGCAGCGACGUCUUUCUGUCCGACAUCUACGCCCCGCCCGACCCGUACGAGUUCCAGACCACGCUGCGAGAUACGCAGCGGGGCCGGAUGCGGAUGUUGCAGAUUGUCGCAAAGGUGCCCCUUGCCGAGAUGCUCGAUUACGACGGCGUCCUCCGGAGCAAGACGAAAGGACGGCAUACCCUGACCAUGGAGCUCGAGAGCUUCGAGAAGGUCACCGGGGCUAGGGAGAAGAACCUGUAA
Messenger RNA from Microdochium trichocladiopsis, 2487 nucleotides. RefSeq names its product P-loop containing nucleoside triphosphate hydrolase protein. NCBI's taxonomy places the organism in Eukaryota, Fungi, Ascomycota, Sordariomycetes, Xylariales, Microdochiaceae. The transcript has 2 exons. The record is from RefSeq and is a predicted model, not a curated record. Gene Ontology annotation, molecular function: GTPase activity; GTP binding. Gene Ontology annotation, biological process: ribosome disassembly; mitochondrial translation. Bases 1 to 2487 code for a protein of 828 amino acids. Gene Ontology annotation, cellular component: mitochondrion.